Messenger RNA from Scatophagus argus, 457 nucleotides. RefSeq names its product ubiquinol-cytochrome-c reductase complex assembly factor 2. The record is from RefSeq and is a predicted model, not a curated record. The transcript is spliced from 4 exons. Gene Ontology annotation, cellular component: mitochondrial matrix. Gene Ontology annotation, biological process: mitochondrial respiratory chain complex III assembly. Bases 10 to 396 code for a protein of 128 amino acids. Lineage: Eukaryota; Metazoa; Chordata; Actinopteri; Scatophagidae.
UGUCCAAAGAUGUCUGCUACCAGGUACCGUCGGUUCCUGAAGCUGUGUGAGGAAUGGCCAAGGGACGAGUUCAAGAAAGGCCGUGAUUUGGGAACAUUUCUGCGGCAGAGAGUAGCUGUAGCCUUCCGUGAGGGUGAAAACACACAGAUCUCAGAUCCAGAGAAGUGCGACCAGAUGUAUGAAAGUUUGGUCCGCAUCAACAGUAACGUAUACAAACAACGAUUUCCUCGUGUAAGGGACACAAGCUUUACCGGAGUCACAGUGGAAGAGUGUAAAGUGAUUUUGUCAGGGAGUUUGCAACAGAUGGACGAUGAAAAAAAGGGCUUGUGGAAAACAAUAAUGGAGAGAUUCUCCAAAUCACCAGAAGACUCGCUGGAGAAAGCUCCUGAAAAAUAAAUCUUUUCUUUCUUUUCUUUUUCUCACCGCAUGUACAGAAAUAAAGUUUAUUGUUGUGGUA